Messenger RNA from Hordeum vulgare subsp. vulgare (domesticated barley), 937 nucleotides. RefSeq names its product mitochondrial substrate carrier family protein E-like. The record is from RefSeq and is a predicted model, not a curated record. Bases 242 to 787 code for a protein of 181 amino acids. Lineage: Eukaryota; Viridiplantae; Streptophyta; Magnoliopsida; Poales; Poaceae. The transcript has 4 exons.
UAUCAUAUCCUUGCCCACUCAUGAAUCUGAUGAAUAGUUUGACAUUUUUAGAAUGGAUUAUGUAUUUCACUACAGUAAAUCUAUAAUUUUAUGAUGGUUCAUUUUCACCGAAAUUUGGCUGCACCUUGACAGCAGACUAUGUGCUAAACUGCUAAUUUAUAAUAGAGUUUAUAGAACAGAGCAAUAUACAAUUCCAAAAAUGUGCACUAUGCUGUUACUGAGAUAAAUCUCCUGAUACAGUAUGGAGGGAAUUUGUGUGGGGAGCAAUGCAGGCGCAUUUGGAGAAGGCAUGAUGCAUCCAGUUGACACCAUGAAAACAAGGCUUCAGAGUCAAGCUAUAAUGUCAGGUGCUAAGGCUCAGAAGAAUAUUUUUCAGAUGGUUAGGACAGUUUGGGCUUCUGAUGGAUUGAGAGGUUUUUACAGGGGAGUUAGUCCAGGCAUUACUGGUUCACUUGCUACAGGUGCAACAUAUUUUGGUGUUAUUGAAUCAACAAAGACAUGGCUGGAGAACAAUAAUCCUAAUCUUAGUGGUCAUUGGUCUCACUUUAUUGCUGGAGGAAUUAGAGAUACACUUGGAUCUUUUAUCUAUGUGCCUUUUGAAGUUAUGAAGCAACAGAUGCAAGUCCAAGGCUCCAGCAAAUCUUGGGCACUAAAUGCUACAAAAGGGAAUUUUUCUCAAUCUCCUGGUACUCAGAUGUAUGGUUACUAUAAUGGAAUGUUCCAUGCUGGCUCUUCUAUCUGGAGAGAUCAUGGUGUGAAGGGACUCUAUGCAGGGUACUGCCACUGACUGUUUGUUGCUAGAAUAACAACUUCUGUUUUCUAGAGAGAAAAAAAGAGUUUUAUUGGUCUGGCAUAAGAAAACAUACACUCGAAUACUGUGAGUCUGAAAUCGGUCGAGUUGGAACUGAAAUUUUAAAAUGAAGAUUCAGAAAUGAAA